CACUCUCUCUCCAUUCUCUCCCUUACAUUUUCAUGGUGGGACGAACGGAAAACGCAGCGUCGCCGGAACGAAGAUUGAAGAACGUAAUCAUCACAUAGAGAUUGGAACAGAAUUAGAGUUUCGCGAUUGUUCGAACUCGAAGAAUGCCAAUCUGUAUGUACCAAAUUCGGAACGCGCACGCCUUAGCGGAUCCUGAGCUGCACCGUGCCGCCGAUAAAGAUGACUCUGAAGCUCUCCUUGAAGCAGUUGCAAUGGCUGGGCUCGUUGGUUUUCUUCGCCAGCUUGGCGACCUUGCUCAGUUUGCCGCUGAGAUGUUCCAUGAUUUACAUGAAGAAGUAAUGUCUACAGCUGCAAGAAGCCACAGUCUUAUCUCUCGUGUUCAGCAGCUCGAGGCUGAAGUUCCAGCACUUGAGAAAGUUUUUUUGUCGCAAACUCAUCAUUCAUCAUAUUUUACAAAUGGAGGGAUUGAAUGGCAUCCUAAUCUUCAGUCUGAACAGAAUCUUGUUACUCGCGGAGACUUACCUCGAUUUAUAAUGGAUUCAUAUGAAGAAUGCCGUGGUCCCCCAAGACUAUUCCUUCUGGACAAGUUUGAUGUGGCUGGGGAUGGAGCAUGUUUGAAGCGUUAUACUGAUCCAUCAUUCUUUAAGGUGGAGUCUACUUCUUCUAGAACAACAACAGUAGAAGUUCACAGGGAAAAGAGAAAUCGUAAAGUCAAGCCAAAGAAAGGAGCACAGCUGAGGAAUGGUGAAACCCCACAAGUUGUGCCAUCACAUUCAAAACUUCAUCAGUUGUUGCUUGAGGAGCGUAUUGAGAAUGCUUGUAGUGAUCCUGCUCGUCUUCUGAAGUUGAAAAAGAAACAAUUGAAUGGAUCUGCAGUUGAAGGAAAAACUGGGAGAAGUUACAUGGCGAAAAUUCUGGAAAAUCCCUCACCUGAUCUUAAAAUGGCUUCUGAAACUUCAAUUCCUCUGCCUGUGAAAUUGACGUCAGAUGAUACUAGUGAAAGUGGGAUUAAAAUACUUGAAAUCAGUAGCAUUACUCCUUUGAAAAGGUCUUUGGAAGAUGAAAACAUUUGUUCAUCACCAAAUGAGCAGGAGAUAGAACUGAAUCCAAACUCAGGAAGGGAUAGAGAGACAAAUGGAUAUAUUGUGAAGGUGCAUGAACAAAUCUCUGCUGGUGUGACAAAUGAAAUGUCUUCUAAUCAUCUCAAGGUGCCUGAUGAAAGAGAGUUGGUUUUUGAUGAACAAAAGAAAAGAGAAUAUAACUUAGAUGGCUACCAUUCUGAUGAUGUGACUAGUGAUGUUGAUGAUUAUAUGGAUGCGUUAGCUACCAUGGAUUCAGAAUUAGAAACAGACAAUGAGCGUAGACCUAAGAAAAGCUUUUUGAGUUUUCGAAAGAUAACUCAUUCAAAUGGCAAAGGAGAUCACCAACUGCAAGCUCAAUUUUCAGAUUCUCAAUCAUUUGGAGACUCCUCAACAUCUGAAGAAAUUAGUUCAUUGGAACAAGAUAGAAAUGGAGAUCUUAAUGAAGUGCAAGCUCAAUCUUCAGAUUCUCAAUCAUCUGGAACCUCUUGUGCAUCAGAUGAUCAUAGUUCAUUCAGAAGAGAUAGAAGUGCAGGCCAUACCCAACUGCAAGCUCAGUUUUCAGAUUCUCAGUCUAUUGGAAACUCCACAUCGGAGAUAGAAGACGUGCCAUUCAACCAGCUUUCCCAAACUGCUGAGUUACAAAAGACUUAUUGUGGUGAGUUUAUCACAUGUGAUGAUGCACAUGUUUUGGGAGAAGUGAUUUCUGAUUCUAGACCAGUCUCUUCUGGUUUGUGUCUGAUGGAUUCAGGAGAUUUAUUGCUGUCUUCAGAUCUUGGACCCACCUCACUGGUGUCCCAGCCUUCAGGUACUCAAUCAGAUGAAACAUCAUCUAGUGAAUAUGGUAAUCGUUCUGAGAUCAAAGUGUUGCAGGCAGAAUCUCAUAAUGAAUACUGUUCUGGAAUUUUGGUUAGUGGAGAUAUUGGUUCAAAUGGGGUGGAUCCUAUUUGCCCAUCUUGGGAAGUAGACAUGAAUUCAGGUACUAAGCGACUGCUUGGUGGCCACAAUUUAAAAUCUAGUGAUGACAUCUUAGCCACCCAAUUUAACUCAGAAGAUUUGUUUCCUGUUACAGAAACUACAAUGAAGAGAAGCCUUAUGAAGGAGCCAUGCUCUGAUUUUACCCACAGAAAUCUACAGAAUGAACCUGAGUUAGCAGAAGUUAAAGUUCUGUAUCCUGAUCAGCAGUCAAAUUUUGAGGAGGUACCAAGGAUAUUGCCUGGUGAUGAAAUUAGUGAAUCCCCGCGCAGUUUGGAUCUAGUUGAAGAUGAUGGUCAUAUUAAACAUCCAUCUUCAGAUAUCACAUCUUCAAUGACUAGUUUCACAAAGUUGGAAGAAUCUCUUUCUAUUUUUGCAGAUCUUCACAAGAAAGAGAUAAUAGUCAAUAAGGCAGUUAAUAGAGAAUCUUUGACAGAAUUAGCAGCAGAAAAGGCAGUAGAUCAACCAGAAAUUGUUUCUGCUGAUGCACAGUCGAACCUGAACAGAUCAGUUCCCUGUGAUCCUUCUGAUUCUGGAAUACAUAAUAAUAUUCAAAAUUCUCUUACGGAGAAAAUCCAAUAUGGUUCUUCUAUCAAUGACGUGAAAAUGGUGGCCAUAUGUUCAGAGCUAGACUCUCAGAGGUCAGAAUCUGUAUUUGUUUGCCAGAACAAUCUGCUAAACAUCAAAGAUAGUUUGUCACCACCUUCCUAUAAUCAAUUAGAGCCUGAAACCGAUUUACAGCUGCUCUUAAAACCAGAAGUCAGUCAACAGGAUGCAGGAUUCAGAAAUCAGGAAAAUUAUACCUUUGAGGAAUUUCAACCUCAACAGAAGCAGAUAUCAAAUCAGUGGGACCAAGAAAGAACCUACCAGCCUAUGUCUGAGUUUGCCGCUGAAACCAUUCCAGAUAAACAUUCAUGUGAUUCCUCAACAAAGUCAUCUGGGCAGGAUAUUAACCCAACAAAAUGUGUCAUGGAUCCAUUUAAGCCUCUUCUUCCUGACCUCCUACACAAGGCAACUAAAGUCAAUCUUGAGGAGAUGCCACCAAUGCCUCCUCUACCACCAAUGCAGUGGAGAACGAGCAAAGGUCAACUUGCUUCCCUAUUUACACACAGAGAAGAUGUAGUAAGACAAGCCUCAUUCCAACCAAUGCAGCCAACUGAACCUGAUGUUAAGUCUCAAUUUGGUUUAUCAACUUUUGAAAAAUCGACCUUGUUGUCUCAGUAUCCAUUUUUGCCUGUCAUGGCUGAGAAAAGUAAUAUGCACCAAAAUUCUUAUGGCUUUUCAGCAGGUGUUUCAGAGCAGCCUGUUGCUAUUUCUAUGCAAUUUCCAGAAAUGGUGAAUGAACCAAAUGGUCAAGACAAGUGCCUAGUUCUGGACAGAAGCCAAAUCCAGAACCCUAUCUUAACAUCACAAGACGGGCCUCCACUUGGAUAUGCUGUUGCUUUGGAAGGCAUACUGAAUUCAAGUUCAUGGCAAUCAAUAAUACCACCUUCUGAAUGUGCUGUUUCUGGGAUUGAUCCCAUUUUUCAGCAUGAAAAACCAACUCAAUCUCCAAGUCAAUUAGUGGAAAAUCCUGGUUUAGAAAGUAAAAUAGAGGGACCUGGAGAAUUGCAUUUGGUGCUACCUGCUGAAUGUCCUGUUUCUGGAGACGAUCCCAUUUCUCCAAAAGAAAAACCAAUUCUAUCUCCUAGUCAAUUAAUGGAAGAGGCUAGUUUAGAAGUUACGACACUUAAGCAGUCUUCAAUUAAUCUGGAAAGGGAAAGAGGAGAUCCUGCAGCCUCAACUGUAUCACCUCCAAGUAUACAAAUUGUGCAGCCCAAUCACAGCCUUCAUUUUUCAGAGGGAGAAAUGGUAUUUUCAUUGGACGCAUCUGCUCAAACAUCAGAUUUUGAUUCUGAAAUGCCAAAUGGAAGACCAAAGAAUAAGGUUCCUCUUCCCCAGAAUCCUGUAAUUGAUCCUGUUGCUGCUUUUGACAAAAGCAGGCUGAGGAAGGUCACUGAACGUGUUAUGCCUCAGAGAGCACCAAAGGGAGAUGAAAGAGACUCAUUGUUAGAGCAGAUAAGAACGAAGUCCUUCAAUUUGAGGCCUGCCAUGGUUAAACAACCACCCCGCAUUCAGGGUCCAAAAACGAACUUGAAGGUUGCGGCCAUCCUGGAAAAAGCAAAUUCAAUUCGCCAGGCAUUGGCUGGAAGUGAUGAAGAUGAUGAUGGAGAUAGUUGGAGUGACUCUUGAAUUUACUAUGCAAGAAAAAUGCCGUUCUAGUGCUCGUGAAAGUUUUUAUGUUGUGGUUUUCGCCCUGAAUCAGGUGUACAAAGUCAAUUAUACUAUGUAAUGAAUGGGAAAUCUACGUGAUAGAGUCAUAUAGAAUAUUCUUUAUAUGUGGUACUAUGGGCAGCACUUGUUCCCUCUCGAGUCCUCCCAAUUCACACUCAAAUGCAUAAACAUUAGAUCAAGCAUGCAGCGUGGCAUCAUUGCAGAGCCUCUAUCGGAGGUGAAACUCAUUUCCGUCAGACUCAGGAUCUGCGUGCAAGUGUUGGGUCUAACCAGACCAACAACCUAUCGACAAUUCUUUUUCUUCUCAUAUAAGAACUUGUAUAGAUAUGUGUUGAGGUUGUCAUGUUUUUUUUUAUUUAUCAAUUUUGUAAUUCUGUAAUGUAGUGUUUUUCUGGUAAUUGCCUCAUAUAUCAUGUAACUAGUUAAUUUGUGGGAUGAAAAUCUUCUCCCUACUCUCCCCUUCUAUUUUCCUCCAACGAAAAUUUGACAACUCGUUAAAUUUACCCAC
Molecule: messenger RNA, 4836 nt
Organism: Abrus precatorius (Indian licorice)
Lineage: Eukaryota; Viridiplantae; Streptophyta; Magnoliopsida; Fabales; Fabaceae
Product: protein SCAR2-like
Exons: 10
Coding region: 144-4286 (1380 amino acids)
Biological process (GO): actin cytoskeleton organization; positive regulation of Arp2/3 complex-mediated actin nucleation
Cellular component (GO): cytoskeleton
Molecular function (GO): actin binding; protein kinase A regulatory subunit binding; Arp2/3 complex binding
Source: RefSeq, a predicted model, not a curated record